CCCUGUACAGUAACUCUGAGCUGCUGUCAGAGUGCAAACUGUGGAUUUCCAGUCAUGUCAGAAGUUAAAUGAAGCUGUUGAUGCAGUUUCACUCUGAGCUUGUGUUCAACUUAAAAUCUGGAUGACGCUGUUGUUUUUUUUUUUUUUUUAAACUUGCUGUGUUUGCAGACUUGAGGCUCGCUGCUCGCUCUGACACGCGCUCAGUGAAGCAACACUGAAGCUCUGCUAUAAAUACACCAAUCAUACCGAGGCGCUGCUGGCAGCUGGAUUCACUUUUUGGUUCGGGACGAGCUGCAGAUGACGGUUUGAGUCCGAGCUGCUGGAUCAGUGUUUUUUGUUUUUUGGGGGUUUUUUUUUACAGCUCUUAACGCUGUGGCCAUUUUCCACUGGAGACUUGAUUUGACACACUGAACUUUGUUUUGGACAAAGCAGCUAUGGCAGACUUUUGGGGAGAUAUUGCCAGUCAGAGGGUGGCCAGAGCCAUGUCGCUGGGGAAUGAUGAGGAGGCUGUGUUGGACCAAGGCAAGACCAGCUCCACCCUCUACACCAACUUUGAGAAAGAAGAGCUGGAGAGUCACAGGGCGGUUUACGUUGGCGUUCACGUCCCUCUGGGCCGCCAGAGCCGGAGGCGGCACCGUCACAGAGGACACCGACACCACCGGAAGCGACGGGACCGCUCGGACCGGGACGAUGGACGAGAGUCGCCCACAUACGACACGCCGUCUCAGAGAGUCCAGUUCAUCCUCGGGACGGAGGACGACGAUGAGGAGCACAUCCCCCACGACCUGUUCACCGAGCUGGACGAGCUCGCCUUCAGGGAUGGAGACUUCCAGGAGUGGAAGGAGACGGCCAGGUGGUUGAAGUUCGAGGAGGACGUGGAGGAUGGCGGCGAGCGUUGGAGUAAACCCUACGUGGCCACGUUGUCGCUGCACAGCCUGUUCGAGCUGCGUUCCUGCAUCCUGAAUGGCACCGUGCUGCUCGACAUGAGGGCCAACACCAUCGAGGAGAUCGCAGACAUGGUGAUCGACAGCAUGGUGGCGUCGGAUCAGCUGGAGGAGGACGUUCGACAGAAGGUGAGGGAGGCCAUGUUGAGGCGUCACCACCACCAGAACGAGAAGAAGCUGAGCAACCGCAUCCCGCUGGUCCGAUCCUUCGCCGACAUAGGCAAGAAACAGUCCGACCCGCAUUUACUGGAACGAAACGGGGAGGGUCUGUCCGCCUCCCGCCUCUCCCUCCCCCGUACCUCCUCUAUCGGCUCAUACGACGGCUCCACGCCUCCCCCCUCUCCUCGCAUCUCCCAAUUGUUCGGGCGCCUCCUGCCGAGCCCCACCUCCUCGCCCCAGACCACGCCCACCAUGGGCCGCCACCUGUCCGAGCCCUGCCCUUCCACACUCACCCCCUCCCUCCCUCGCUCCUUCCUCGACGCUUCCCCAUUGGGCCAAGCCUUCUCCGGGAUGCCUCGCCAAUACUCUGCUCCAGCAGAGAUCCCCGAGGUGGUGGUUUACCCCCCCGAAGAGGAGGACGAGGUGUUCAAGAUGGCGGACAAAAUGGACAAUCUCUCCUGUCAGGAUCUGCUGGUUCCUCACACAGGUCUGCUGGCGUCUCCUCAGUCGGCUCCCGGGAACCUCGACAACAGCAAAAACAGCGAGAGUCGCGUCACCGUCGGCAACGGAGGCAGCCGGGAAAACAGCACGGUGGACUUCAGCAAGGUGGAUAUGAGCUUCAUGAAGAAGAUUCCUCCGGGAGCCGAGGCCUCCAACGUGCUGGUGGGUGAGGUGGACUUCCUGGAGCGGCCGAUCAUCGCCUUCGUUCGUCUCGCCCCCGCAGUGCUGCUGACCGGCCUCACCGAGGUCCCGGUGCCCACCAGGUUCCUCUUUCUGCUGCUCGGUCCGUUUGGAAAAGGUCCACAGUACCACGAGAUCGGACGCUCCAUCGCCACGCUGAUGACCGACGAGAUUUUCCAUGACGUGGCCUACAAGGCGAAGGACAGGAACGACCUGCUGUCCGGGAUCGAUGAGUUCCUGGAUCAGGUGACCGUGCUGCCUCCAGGUGAAUGGGACCCCAGCAUCAGAAUCGAACCGCCCAAGAGCGUCCCGUCUCAGGAGAAGAGGAAGAUGCCGUCCGUCCCCAAUGGCUCCGCCCACUACUCUGACACGGUGAAGGAGGCGGAGCAUCAGACAGGACCGGAGCUGCAGAGGACCGGCAGGAUUUUCGGCGGUUUGGUGAACGACAUCAGGAGAAAAGCUCCGUUCAUGUGGAGCGACAUCAGAGACGCCGCCAACCUGCAGUGUUUGGCCUCCAUCCUCUUCCUGUACUGCGCCUGCAUGUCGCCCGUCAUCACGUUCGGAGGGCUGCUGGGAGAAGCCACCGGAGGAAGCAUAAGCGCCAUAGAGUCUCUGUUCGGGGCGUCUAUGACGGGCGUGGCCUACUCGGUGUUUGCCGGUCAGCCUCUCACCAUCCUCGGCAGCACCGGUCCGGUUCUGGUGUUUGAGAAGAUCCUCUUCAGGUUCUGCCGUGACUACAAUCUGUCCUACCUGUCUCUGAGGACCAGUAUCGGCCUGUGGACGGCCUUCCUCUGCCUGCUGCUGGUCGCCACCGACGCCAGCUCUCUGGUCUGCUACAUCACCCGCUUCACCGAGGAGGCCUUCGCCGCCCUCAUCUGCAUCAUCUUCAUCUACGAGGCCCUGGAGAAGCUGGUGCACCUCUGGGAGGUUUACCCCAUCAACACGCACAACGUGUUGGACAACCUCACCAACUACACGUGUCAGUGUUCUCCGCCCACCAACGCCUCGGCUGAAGUCGAGCAGAUCUGGAGCAGCAGAAACUUGACGUCGGAAAGCAUCGAGUGGGAGCAGCUGGGCGUGAAGGAUUGUCUGGAUUUAAAAGGAGAGUUCUUUGGUCCGGCCUGCAGCCACGGUGGUCCGUACGUCCCCGACGUCUUCUUCUGGUCCGCCAUCCUCUUCUUCACGACCUUCUUCCUCUCCUCCUUCCUCAAACAGUUCAAGACCAAGAGAUAUUUCCCCACCAAGGUUCGAUCGACCAUCAGCGACUUCGCCGUCUUCCUGACCAUCAUGAUCAUGGUGCUGGUGGACUAUCUGGUGGGAAUCCCUUCACCCAAACUCGAUGUACCGGACCGUUUCGAGCCCACAUCCAACACUCGAGGCUGGCUCAUCUCCCCACUGGGACCGAACCCCUGGUGGACGCUGCUGGCGGCAGCUGUCCCUGCUCUGCUGUGCACCAUCCUCAUCUUCAUGGACCAGCAGAUCACCGCCGUCAUCAUCAACAGGAAGGAGAACAGGCUGAAGAAAGGCUGCGGUUACCACCUGGACCUGCUGGUGGUGGCGGUGAUGCUGGGCAUAUGCUCCAUCAUGGGCCUGCCUUGGUUCGUGGCGGCAACGGUGCUCUCCAUCUCCCACGUCAACAGUCUGAAGCUGGAGUCGGAGUGCGCAGCGCCCGGCGAGCAGCCCAAGUUCCUGGGCAUCAGAGAGCAGCGGGUCACCGGCUUCAUGAUCUUCGCCCUGAUGGGCUGCUCUGUCUUCAUGACGUCCGUCCUCAAGUUCAUCCCGAUGCCCGUCCUGUACGGAGUCUUCCUCUACAUGGGAGUGUCCUCGCUCAAAGGCAUCCAGCUCUUCGAUCGCAUCAAACUGUUCGGCAUGCCGGCCAAACAUCAGCCAGACCUAAUCUACCUGCGCUACGUCCCUCUGUGGAAAGUCCACGUCUUCACCGUGGUCCAGAUGACUUGCCUCAUCGUCCUCUGGGUCAUCAAGGCCUCAGCCGCCGCCGUCGUCUUUCCCAUGAUGGUUCUGGCUCUGGUGUUCAUCCGGAAGCUUCUGGAUUUCUGCUUCACCAAGAGAGAGCUGAGCUGGCUGGACGACCUGAUCCCGGAGAGCAAGAAGAAGAGGGACGACGACAAGAAGAAGAAGGCGAAGGAGGACGCUCGACGGAUGCUGGAGGAGGUGGAGGAUGAACCGCCGUACGACCGAGGACACGACAAGUUCCACAAAGGACGGUGGGAUCCAUCAGAAGUGAACAUCUCAGAUGAAAUGGCCAAAAGCGGCAUUUGGAAAUCAGUUUCCAAGAACUGUGACAGCAGCAAACCUCUGAAACGCUGCUCCAGCCAGGACAAGCUGCCGAGUGUCGAGAUAAACGUGGAGAACGAAGAAGGUCGGAAAGUCGUGGAUGCCGAGACAUCACUAUGAUCCACCGGAGGACGAGGAGGGCGGAGCCUCUGCUCUGAUGGGACGCCGCAGGUCGCGAGCUGACCAAUCAGGCUUCACCUCAGCUCGCAGCACUUCUCAUCCUGCGUCUUCUCGGAGGAGGUGAACGUUUUAUUUUCUCAUCGUUUUAUGGUGAAACAUGGAGACUCCGGCACUUGGAGCGCAAACGGAAACAGCUGCCUCAGGUUUCUUUGGUUGGUUUUAGUCGGGCGGUCCGCUGCUGCGCUGUGAUUGGCUGCUGAACUGAAAAAUGGACUCAGCGGACGCCUGAGAAACAGCUGAAGUUUAAUUUCACGGUUUUAAAUGUGUCUGCUUUAAUGAAGCAGACGAGGCUCUUCACCUCCGACAACGCAGGAUGGAGUUUUAUUUAAUCCAACAUGCUGAUUUAAGUUGUGUAUGUCUGUGUGUUUGUCUGUGUGUGUGUGUCUGUCUAUGUGUGUGUGUGUGUGUGUGUGUGUGUGUGUGUGAGAGACAGUGUGUGUGAUUACUGUUGUACCUCACCGUGUUGCCUGCAGCAGAAAAACUGAAUGAAUUCACAGCCGCUGUUGUCAGAGUUUCUUUGUAAAGUUUCAAUAAAUAAAUUUGGUGGCAAAGAUCAAAGCGAGUCCAUCAGAUCCAACAGAUCAAUAAACAAUCAAUAAAACCUGUCUCAGGAGGA
Molecule: messenger RNA, 4875 nt
Organism: Stegastes partitus (bicolor damselfish)
Lineage: Eukaryota; Metazoa; Chordata; Actinopteri; Pomacentridae
Product: sodium bicarbonate cotransporter 3-like
Exons: 27
Coding region: 435-4199 (1254 amino acids)
Biological process (GO): monoatomic anion transport; transmembrane transport; regulation of intracellular pH
Cellular component (GO): basolateral plasma membrane; plasma membrane; apical plasma membrane
Molecular function (GO): solute:inorganic anion antiporter activity; monoatomic anion transmembrane transporter activity; sodium:bicarbonate symporter activity
Source: RefSeq, a predicted model, not a curated record